Castor canadensis (American beaver) is the source of this 1044-nucleotide messenger RNA. Its product is annotated as trace amine-associated receptor 4. Gene Ontology annotation, cellular component: membrane. Gene Ontology annotation, molecular function: trace-amine receptor activity; 2-phenylethylamine receptor activity. NCBI's taxonomy places the organism in Eukaryota, Metazoa, Chordata, Mammalia, Rodentia, Castoridae. Gene Ontology annotation, biological process: behavioral fear response; G protein-coupled receptor signaling pathway; chemosensory behavior. The record is from RefSeq and is a predicted model, not a curated record.
AUGAACUCACCUGACCUUUGGAAUCCUCCAGAAGUACAAUACUGCUUUGCUCUAGUUAACAAUUCAUGUCCCAAAAAAGAAAGGUCUGUGCUGACUGUCGUCACCUUGUACAUGAUCAUGACCAGUGUGAUAGUGAUGACAAUGCUGGGCAACAUGGUUGUGAUCAUUUCCAUCGCCCACUUCAAGCAGCUCCACUCCCCAACUAACCUCUUGAUCCUCUCCAUGGCCACCACAGACUUCUUGCUGAGCUGUGUGGUCAUGCCCUUCAGUAUGAUCAGGUCCAUUGAGUCCUGCUGGUAUUUUGGAGACCUCUUUUGCAAAGUGCACAGCUGCUGUGACAUCAUGCUCUGCACCACCUCUAUUUUUCACCUCUGCUUCAUCUCAGUUGACCGCUACUAUGCUGUUUGUGACCCUUUGCACUAUGUCACCAAAAUUACCAUCUCUGUCAUAGAGGUCUUCCUACUGGUCAGUUGGUCCAUUCCCAUCUUUUUUGCAUUUGGCCUGGUAUUCUCAGAAUUAAACAUAAUUGGUGCAGAAGAUUUUGUUGCAGCCGUUGACUGUACAGGUUUGUGUGUGUUGAUAUUUAACAAACUCUGGGGGGUGCUAGCCUCCUUUAUAGCUUUCUUUUUACCUGGGACAGUUAUGGUGGGGAUUUACAUACACAUUUUCACAAUAGCCAGGAAGCAUGCUAAGCAAAUUGGUAUAGGUCCUAAGAUGAAACAGGCUGGCUCAGAAAGCAAAAUGAAGACAACAUCCAAAAAAGAAAGCAAGGCCACUAAAACUUUAAGCAUAGUCAUGGGAGUAUUUGUAUUGUGUUGGCUGCCCUUUUUUGUCCUGACAAUCACAGACCCUUUCAUUAAUUUUUCAGCCCCUGAAGAUUUGUAUAAUAUCUUCCUCUGGCUGGGAUAUUUCAAUUCCACUUUCAACCCCAUCAUAUAUGGCAUGUUUUAUCCUUGGUUUCGCAGGGCAUUAAGGAUGCUAGUCACAGGAAUGAUCUUUCGCCCUGAUUCUUCCACCUUAAGCCUGUUUUCUUCACACCCUUAG